Messenger RNA from Suillus subaureus, 1500 nucleotides. RefSeq lists its product as uncharacterized. The transcript is spliced from 3 exons. The record is from RefSeq and is a predicted model, not a curated record. The coding region runs from base 228 to 1388 and encodes 386 amino acids. NCBI's taxonomy places the organism in Eukaryota, Fungi, Basidiomycota, Agaricomycetes, Boletales, Suillaceae.
AUCAGGGAUUCAGCAGACUCAAAGGUGAACAAUUUCCGUGUAUUAAUGCACAGGAAGCUCAUCAAAACCAGUCUUCGCUCAGCAAACGAAAAUCAAAGAGACGCCUCGUCGAUUCUGAUGAGGAAGAAUUUGAUAAUGCUGCUGACGCUCACUUUGAGUCUUCGCGCUUCAAACGCUCUCGUACUGCAGAACUAGAACCAGAACCGACAGGCCAUGAACAUCAUUAUAUGGAUAAUGAUAUGGAUGUAGAUGUUGAUGGGGAGGUGGAUGCGGACGAAGAAACGCGUUUUCUAGCACACGACCCUAUGGAUCAACAUGCCGACGCUGGCACCGCUCCAGUCGCUCUCGGUCAAGCUCGGAAGAAGAGUAAGGUGGAUCCGAGCGCGAAGCGUAUAAAGGCGGCAGGUUCUGUGACAGGAACGAAGAAGACGAAACAAGCGGUAUUCUCCGACGCAGAAGAUGCUGAAGUCGACAUUGAUGACCUUGUGGAUGAAGAUGAUUUUCUUGACGAACCUUUCCCAGAUGUCGAAGACGAGGGGUUCGAACCUGAAGCUGCACCAAAGCGUGGUGGAAAAGCAAAGGCAUCUUCGUCCGCGAAGAGAAAACCUACCAAGAUCAAAUUGGUGUUAGGAAAGGGUGGCAAGCCGAAGGCUGGCAAAGACAAGGAGAAAGAGAUCAUGAUCAAGGAUGAGCGCAAAAUUCCCCCUUCUGGCACCCUAUCUGCGUCUACUAGCGUCACAGCCCAGAGCCAGGUCUCUGAUCUCUUUGCGGAUGAUGAAUCUUCCGUUCGUCCACCAUCGGUGGCCGAUCCUCCUGCCGCACCUGACCAGUCUGCUUUUCCGCUGCCAGAACUGAAGAAGCGCAAACUCCCAACAAUUAAGAAGAAUAAAUCUUCUACCUCAGCUGCAACUUCCGCUCAAUCCCAAACCGCCGCUGCACCCUCUAAGCCACCACCCUCGACUGAUGACGUGACAAAAAUUGGGGCUCCUCAUCCGCAACGUAAGGCUGCAGGUCUCAUGGGGGCAGCAGACUUUGACUUGCGAGACAAAAGCGUGUAUGCUGAGCUCUUCAAAGGGGCUGGUGGUAGUACUCCUCGUUCUGGACUCAAUAGGAGAGAAAAGGAGGAAGAGCGACGGAAAGAGCUGAACAAGAUGCGUGAUGAAGCAAAGGCUAAGCGCGCGGAAGAAGCUAAAUAUCAUUUCGAUCUGCAGUCACAAGCAGAUCAGAUCGCCGGUUUUGAACAGAAACUUAGAGCCAACAAUUGCAUGGCUUUGCACCCCAACUUUCUUGCUGCCAAGUUCCGAGAGGAGUACGACAAGGAGAGAACGCGUCUACGACACGACAGGGAGCGGAGUCGGAGUGCCACGAAAGAGGAGGGAGAGGCUUGAACUUAGAACCUGAGGGCUUUCAUUUCUUGUUUUGCUUGACUUGUGCAUCUUGCUUUCGGACAUGCAACACUAAACUUGUAGAUACAUCACUGCAAUAUUACAAACUUCCUAU